AUGAAUCACAUCAUCAAGCAGAGCAUCGUCACCCAGGAACGCAUCCAGAUCGCCACGCUGCGGUUCAAGCCCUCCCUCCAGCGCGGAAGCGAGCUGCCCCUGUCCUUCCGCGACGUCUGCCGCCAGCUCCAGGCCGUCCCCGGCGUCGCGGCCAGCUACCUCGGCGAGCAGCUCGAACGCCCCGGCACCUGGACCUGGAUCAUCCGCUGGGCCGGCGCGGCCGCCCACGACGCCUUUCUCGCGUCGCCCAGCUUCACCAGCUGGCUCGCCUCGUUCCGCGCCGUCGUCGACUCGUACAUUGUUUGGAAGGCCAACGUGCGCGGGAGCCUGAGCGCCGCCCUCAACGCCCCCUGCACAGAGGUCUUCACCGCCUACGGCGCCUCCGACACCUGGCUCGAGAUGCGCAUGAAGCCCUUUGCCGCCGGCGUCGACGCCGCCAGCCCGCCCGCCUACCACGGCUCCUUCUACGGCGAGUACGACGUCCUCAUGCAUGAUGCGCCCGCUCCUCCCGCCGGGAACACUGUCGGCAUCCUCCUCGGCUGGGACAGCAAGGAGGCCCACCUAGCUCAGCGCGGCGAGGGUAAAGCAAUCGAUCAAAACAUACACUACGUUAGAGAGGAGCGAAAAUCUGUCGACAUGUACCACGUCAACUUGAAACGACUUUGA
Molecule: messenger RNA, 666 nt
Organism: Ustilaginoidea virens
Lineage: Eukaryota; Fungi; Ascomycota; Sordariomycetes; Hypocreales; Clavicipitaceae
Exons: 3
Coding region: 1-666 (221 amino acids)
Source: RefSeq, a predicted model, not a curated record